AUGACGACCCCGACCUCCACCCCGACCAAUUCCUCCCCUACGGCAUCACCUCUGUCCUCCCCGCUCACGAGCGUAGCCUCGAGAUCUCCAUCCCCCUUGGACUACCCCAGUCCGCCGUCUUCUGAUGGCUCAGAGAAGGAUGCCACGAAGAAGAUGCGCAAGUCGCCUGAUGGUGGUCGCGACAUCUCUCCACCCGCAAAGAGACAGAGAAUUACAAAAGAGAGGGUGCUGAAGACGGAGCGUCUCGAUAUUAAAGCCCUCUAUGAUAGCGACGACAGCGCGCACCACACGCGGAUGGACCCCCAAGUGAGACGAUUGAUCGACGCUCUCCGUACCAAGCGCAAGAUUGUGGUCAUUGCCGGAGCCGGUAUCUCGGUCUCUGCUGGCAUACCCGACUUCCGCUCAUCAACAGGGCUGUUCAAGACCAUGCGCUCUCAAGAUAAACUCAAGGCCUCAGGGAAGGAUUUAUUUGACGCUGGUGUCUACCGAAAUAACGAUUCGACCAGUGCAUUCCACGACAUGGUCAGAGAGUUAUCUCACUCGACAAAAAAUGCGAAGCCAACACCGUUCCAUCAUAUGCUCGCUACGCUGGCUGAAGAAGGUCGAUUGAUGCGGCUGUAUACCCAGAACGUGGAUGGUAUCGACACAGCCCUGAAGCCACUGGCAACUACGAUUCCCUUGAAUAAGAAGGGUCCUUGGCCACAGACCAUUCAGCUACACGGAGGACUUGAGAAGAUGGUGUGCUCAAAGUGCGGAGAGAUCUCAAAUUUCGAAGGCAAGUUGUUCGACGGCCCUGAGGCUCCGUUAUGCUCGGAAUGUUCAGAAUUAGAUGGAGUACGUUUAGCAGGUGGGCUCAGGAGUCAUGGAAUCGGGCGAUUACGACCGAGAAUGGUUUUGUACAAUGAGUACAACCCAGAUCAGGACGCUAUCGGAGCAGUUAGCGCCUGGGAUCUCAAAAAGGGCCCUGAUGCAGUCAUCGUCGUCGGCACACGACUCACUAUUCCGGGUACCAAGCGUUUGACGAAAGAGUUGUGUUCUGUUACUCGGGCCAAACGAGGAGGAUUCACUGCCUGGAUCAAUCUUGAAGCUGACCCCCCCGCCGGCCCCGAGUUCAAGGACUGUUGGGAUAUGAUCGUCAAGGCCGAGUGUGACACUGUUGCGGAACUCGUUGGCCUGCCGAAGUGGGAUGACAAGGAUUGUGGAGACUAUGUUGUUGGAGUCCCAUGCCCUCCAGACUACCGCCCCCAAGUCGUAAUCAAGAGCAAGAUAGCUAGUGUCCAAACCCAAACCACGAUGACUCCUAUCGACAGCCCCAAAGAACAAAGUCCAGUACCCUCAGAUGAUCUACCGAAGAAGAAGCAGGUACCAUUGUCUUUUGCACCCAAGCCUGCUGGGAACCUCGAUGAGAAGAAGAAAAAGCGCGGACGUCCACAGGGGUCUAGAAAGGCAUUGCCUACAAAGCCAGAGCCAGCGGCAAAUCGGAUCAAUAACAAUUUCAGCGCCACCAAAACCUCGAUACCGAGAGCGACGAAAGCGAAGGACGCCUUGUAUCCAGGUCUCAAGCAACCUACGCAGUUGGAGACUGAUGAGCAAGGGCAGACCCCUCCAUCCAAAUCGAGUCAAGUCGCUGUCGAAAUCUCUUGCAACAACAACAGAUAUCACUUCAGAAUCACGCAUCUCCUUACCCGCGGCAUCAGUUCAAGGCAGGCGCUGUGCCUAAGUUCACAAGACAAGAGCAGGUCAUUCGACGAAGCUUUUGCACCUUAUUCCCUCCGGGCAUUGAUUGUUUAUACAGCAUUGAACGGGUUUGUAGCAGUACGCGUGGGGGCGGCGACAACACUAUGUAUUGCAUCUGGACGCGGAAGAGCUGGUGUAGGCGGCGGCUCGACACACGCACACGCACAAGUGACUUUCGUUGCACAUGGAAAAUUGAUACUGGUACUCUUUGCCCCUCGCUGCAGAAAUUUGGCGGCGGAGGAAGCCGCAACGAGCUGUAUUCAUUCACCAGCGUGUUUCUCUGAGCAGAGAGACAUGGACAUAGGCAUAGGCCUAAGUAUUACCCCUCGAGAGUGCCUUAAAAUAUAUCGAACUAACAUUCCACAGGUCCGCAGGGGUAUCGAUCUCGACGCUCGCGAGGAAUGCGGCCACGGUGGCAGCAAGCUCGCAAGCUCCUACAUACAGUAUUACAACAUCUUUUGUUUCCUUGUGGACCGGAAGGAAGAGGCAGAUACAGUGGGUAGGCGCUGGACGGGACAUCCAGAUUACGCCUUGUUUUCGAGGUCUCGGGUCGGGGAUCAGGGGGCGCGGCAGAGUCGGGAGGGCAUGGGUAAACAUGCAAGACGGAAAUGCAGCAUCGCCCGGUCUUUGCUCCCGGUGUUUGAAUCCGAGACGGCGCAGGGUUCGCGGGAGAGACCUUGGAGAGAGAGGGCCGCCGCCUACCUACCGUACCGGUACCUCACAGUAUGCGGAGUAUCCCGGGUCGCCGCCGCCCACUUGAGACGAGCGUCUUUUAUGAGCGACAAGGGCGGUCGGUCCUUAAUUAAUGUGCCUGACUACCGGUACACCUCGACUGCCCGAGUUGUAAUCCCGUCAUCCAAGACCGCUAUGCGAUACCGCGGGAUCAGAAACCCGGGGCUAUUUGGGAAGAGAGCUUUUCCCCAAUGUGGUCUUUACUCUCGGUUGGAUAGUACUACGUAG
Messenger RNA from Drepanopeziza brunnea f. sp. 'multigermtubi' MB_m1, 2697 nucleotides. RefSeq lists its product as uncharacterized. NCBI's taxonomy places the organism in Eukaryota, Fungi, Ascomycota, Leotiomycetes, Helotiales, Drepanopezizaceae. Gene Ontology annotation, molecular function: NAD+ binding. The record is from RefSeq and is a predicted model, not a curated record.